CAUUUCGUCAUCAUAAACAAACGAUCUGUGGUAAUUUUUUGUCAGCUGAUGGGAGGUAACCUGAUUUGAAGCAGCAACUUAGUAUUAGAACUGCAUCGCAAAAGGAAAGAGCUGUGAACUGCAUCUUUCAAACUAAAGCGAAUUUUUUUCAAAGUGAUGGCAGAUGUUGAAGAGUCGAUAACGCCAGAGGGUGAGAGCUCCGCUUGCCAAACGAUCGGCGUCAGUGACGAUCAGCCGCCCUUCAAGCGAAGAAAAGCCCAAGAUUACAGCCAAGCGAGAAGUACAAGUGACCUCGAGACAAGAUUGUUACGUGUUCUUUCUUGCUCGGUGUGCCUUGAUUUGCCCUCAGGAUCCAUAUAUCAGUGCCCAAAUGGCCAUCUCAGUUGCAGUGGAUGCUUGAGCCACGUGCUUGCUGAUGCGAGGUUGAAAAAUGAGCCUGCCACCUGCCCUAGCUGCCGUAUUGAGAUCAGCCACAAAAUAUGCUCACGAAAUUUGGCUGUUGAAAAUGCAGUAUUAGAGAUGCCUAUUGAAUGUCACUUCUGUCACACAGAGUUUUCAAGAAGUCAGAUUCGUUGGCAUGAAAAUGAGCAAUGCCUUCAAAGGAUCUCGAAUUGCAAGUACGCUGUUCUAGGCUGCUGUUGGGAAGGGCCUAAGGCCAAACAAGAAGAGCACGAGAAUGUUUGUGAUUUUCCCAAGAAGACUGGUUCCGAGCUGAUUACGUCUGUCGUAUCGCAUUUCGAGAAGCUGAAUGAGGCCAUGUCUCAUCAAAAACUGUUGGUGCAAAUGAUGUCUUGUGAAAAAAUAUCAAUUUGUGACUUGCAGCUUUCACCGAGUCGAACCGAUGACUUCAUUCCAAAAUUAUUUUACGAAUCAAACCGUUUCAGUGCAUUUGACCAAACUUGGAUCAUCAAGGCAAAGAUUCAAGGUGACGAGAAAAGCAUCGAGAGGAAAUUCGCUUAUCAACUGGUCUGCAGGAAUAAAUGCAAUCUUGAAUUGAAAUAUUUCGCUGUUAAAGGACCAUUUGGCGACAUGGAUAUUGUUCCUGAACUUCAGAGAUUUGAGUUUCAGGAGGACCAUCGCGAAAGUGUCUUUCACCCUAUUGCAUUAAAAACUCCGUCGGACUGCAACAAACUCCUAAGCUCAAAAACGAUAAAUUUAAGACUUCUGUUGUUUUUGAUUGGCAAAUAAUACAUUUUGCUAAAAUGCUAAAAUAUAUUUCAAGCCAUAUAUAUUUAUAUUUGUAACAAAUUUUAACAUCACUGCAUAUAUUUGUGUUUAAAGCAAUUUUUUGCUCUUCUGUUGUUGAAUUUCCAACAAUCUAGUCUUGAAUUUUUGUCGCAGACAAAACCAUUGUAAAUCUCUGUACUCAUCAAAUUAUUUCAGUUGUGUGUAAAA
Molecule: messenger RNA, 1395 nt
Organism: Rhopilema esculentum
Lineage: Eukaryota; Metazoa; Cnidaria; Scyphozoa; Rhizostomeae; Rhizostomatidae
Product: zinc finger TRAF-type-containing protein 1-B
Cellular component (GO): nucleus
Source: RefSeq, a predicted model, not a curated record